This is a messenger RNA of Ectocarpus sp. CCAP 1310/34, 1190 nucleotides long. NCBI's taxonomy places the organism in Eukaryota, Phaeophyceae, Ectocarpales, Ectocarpaceae. The record is from the annotation of a GenBank genome assembly.
ACAGCACACACAACCAGAUAGGGGGAAGAGAGUCGCCGCCUGAUCACUUCGAUCACAAGCAUGCCGCAACCUAAUAGCGUUGUUAGCGUCUGGUACCACCUGGACUUCCUGUUCUCUUGCACAACGCCUGUCAGCCAAGCGACGCACUACUACCGAGAGGGGCGGUACACAUCCUGCUCCGACUGUUGGAAAGACUUCAAGACGUCGAUCGCGGCCAAGAUGUGUAACGAAGAGCAAGAUGCACUUGAGCUGUUGAAAGGGUUAUCCUACCGGCAGCGACAGGGAGACCUCAAUCCUUCACUAGCCAUUUGGGAACGGAAAGAAGAGCCGUCAUUUACAUGACCGUUUCGCUUUUCGGUUUAUUUCGAGCCUAGACGUCAGGAAUCCUGCUACACGACUCCUCUUGAGGUGUACACAGAGCAGCCGUGUUCACCUGAGCUGAUCGAGGGGGUGGGUAGACGACAUGUUUCUUCCUGCCUGUUGGAGAUGGCAUUAGGGUUGCUGUCUGGACGGGACUUGCCGCUCGCGGAGAUGCCUAUAGGAUGGAGUCCUCGGUGUUGAAGGCCGCGAGGGCGCCGUGGACCGGCGUUCUCCCAGGUUCUCCUUAUUCUUUGCGUGACGGCCGCACAACGAUGGUUUGCCGUCUUACCUGGCCCAAUGCCUGGCCCAGCAGUUUGGCGCAGCGCUACACAAAAUUGAAAGAGGCGUCACGGCGAGCGAAGCGUGCGAUGUGUUUGCUGCCUUCAUCUAUUUUGCACUUUACUUUCGACGGUUGGGGUGGCAAUUUCAACUGUUGGGCUGCCAAACUUCUACCUGCAGUCCUCAGUCUGCAGCAGGCUAGCAGCCGUCCAGCCAGCUCGCAUAGUUGGUGUUGAGCUCUAGAGGGAGACGGUGAUCACAGAGGGAAGGGUGGUCAUCACCAGAGGGGUUUGUUGGUCUUGGUGCGCUUUUCGGUUGGUUGAGUGGGGUUGCCGGCCUGCGGUUUGUGGUUUGUGUAAUUCGCCGUUCCAGACUCCCGACAGAGUAGGAGAGGCGCCGCCACAUCAUUUCAUGAGCAAGAAUGCCGCAACCUAAUAGCGUUUUUAGCGUUUGGUACCACCUGGGUUCCUGCUGCACAAGUGAAUGAGAGCGAGCCAGACCAGAUGUGCAGGGAGAUUUUCAUUCUUGACAAUCGAUAUAUAUAGUCUAUG